This is a messenger RNA of Tribolium castaneum (red flour beetle), 1429 nucleotides long. RefSeq lists its product as uncharacterized. Gene Ontology annotation, molecular function: protein binding. The transcript has 3 exons. NCBI's taxonomy places the organism in Eukaryota, Metazoa, Arthropoda, Insecta, Coleoptera, Tenebrionidae. Bases 150 to 1400 code for a protein of 416 amino acids. The record is from RefSeq and is a predicted model, not a curated record. Gene Ontology annotation, biological process: ribosome biogenesis.
UUGAUUUGUUACCCACAUAACCUUAACUUUGAAAAACACUUGAGCAUGUAUUAAUAAUCAAAAAAUUAGAAAUUAACUAGCCAUUUUCUAAUAUUUUUUAAUAGCGUCGCCACAUUUUAUAAAUUCAGUAAAGCAAGUAUCAUUUUAAGAUGGAAUCCAGUGAGUCUCAACUGCAAAUUCGACUGGUUACAAAACAAGAAUGUUUUGCGGUCCCAGAUGUGCCCCUCGCCGUUCCAGGUUCCAUUGAACACAAUUCAUUAAAUGAAUUGAUUAACCAAUUAAUAAAAGAGAACAAAUCAGAUUUUCUGAAGCCCAAAGAAUUUGAUUUUUUGGUCCUGGGUGAACUACUAAGAGUUCCCCUUCUUGAGCAUUUAAAAGAACACAAUAUUUCAACUGAAAUAGCUAUCGAUGUUGAAUAUAUUGAGAGAACUCCAGCUCCAGAGCCUCAAGAUUCACUUUUACACGAUGACUGGGUUUCGGGUUUACAUUGCGUUGAUAAAUGGAUUUUAACUGGAUGUUACGACUACUCUGUGAACAUAUGGACAACGCAUGGAAAACUUGUUACAUCGCAAAAAGAACAUAAAAAUAUUGUAAAAAAAGUGGCAUGGAUAAACCAAACCAAUCCCUCACAAGGUUUCAUAAGUGUUUCUCAUGAUCUUACGGGACUGCUGUGGCAGUGGGAGCCUGGGACAGAUCAGAUAAAACCUCAAGUUGUGUUAAAAGGUCAUGAAAAAGGGAUAGACAGUGUGGGGGUUAGUCCCAACUGUCUUAAAAUUGCAACAGGAGGAUGGGACACAAACCUAAAGAUUUGGUCCUCAUCGUUUGAAAGUGACGACGAACCUGCACACAAAAAAGUAAGAGGAGACAAAAAUCUGAUUACCAGGACCCCCAUUCACACAUUAAAAGGCCAUAAAGAAACCAUAACUUCGACUUCCUGGAUUGACAACCAUGUAAUUUGCACUGUGUCAAUGGACCAUACGAUUAAAUUUUGGGAUGCUGAGUUGUGUGGUAUCAAGAAUGAAAUAGUUGGCCAGAAGGCAUUUUUGGAUUCUUCUUGGUCUUCCCUAUCUAACACAUUAUUAGCAUGUUCAGCUGAUAGACAUAUUCGGUUGUACGACCCAAGGUCUUCAGAGGGUUCAGUGGUCAAGACUACUUUCACCUCACAUACGCUAUGGGUCAGUUCAAUUGAAUGGUCAAAAUACGAUGAACACCUUUUUAUGUCGGGAGGAUACGAUUCUGGUGUCAAAUUGUGGGAUUCCAGAAGCCCUAAAGCCCCACUUUAUAAUUUAGAGGGACACCAAGGGCAAGUCCUAGCUGUAGAUUGGUCCAAUAACAAGUAUCUGGUCUCUGGAGGGUGCGACAAUAGUGUACACAUUUUCAGAAAUAAUUAUGUGUUUUAAGUGAAAAAUAAAAUUAAUUUUAAAAAAAU